AUGGAUCACUACCUCGUUGCGGAUUUGCGGAAAAUUCCACCUAUAACUCGGUUUCUAUGUGGUUCCUCGCUGGCUGUGACUAUCGCAGUGCUCAUGCAUAUAGUGGCUCCGCAUAAUGUUUUGUUUUGUGCCAGAACUGGUGAUGAAGAAGUUACAGGUGGAGGAAUCGACUACGGUUUUGACUUCAUUAUGCUACAUCAUAUGGCAGACCAACUGGAGUCAGGACCCUACCUUGGCCGCUCAGCUGAUUUAGCGUCGCAACUCCUCUUCGCCUGCGGUUCAAUUAUUGUAGCCACAAUUCCUUUGAGGACAAACAUAUUCUUUCGGCCUCUACUCGUUUGCCUCGCCUAUCUUUCCUGCGCUCUCGCAGGUCCAGGCGGGCAAGUCUCCUUCAUGGGUUUUGUCACCCUUCCUGUCAAGUACUUCCCAUACUUCAUGAUCGGCAAGGACCUCCUGAUGGCAGGGCCCGCGGCUGCAGCGCAGUCUGUUGCGGGUGCGAUUGUUGGGCAUGCAUGGUGGUGGAGUGUAUGGGGCGCGGCGCUCGGGUCGCAGGGUGUAUUGGCGAACGCUGCACAAGCUCCACAGUGGUUGAAAGAUCUUUUGAGCGAAGGGAGGACUCCACGAGCGCUAAGGAACGCCGGAGCACGCAAACUGGACGGCCAAAUUCGAAAGCUGACUAUCGUCAGGGGUGCAUUUGAGGCUAAUUUAUUAGAGUAAUUGAUAUCAUGCCAACAUUCUAAAUAUUUGCGGCUGUCUAGAUGAAUCCUCAGGACGCGGGGAUAAUGAAAAUAAAAUGCAACUACAUAUC
Laccaria bicolor S238N-H82 is the source of this 808-nucleotide messenger RNA. RefSeq lists its product as uncharacterized. The record is from RefSeq and is a predicted model, not a curated record. NCBI's taxonomy places the organism in Eukaryota, Fungi, Basidiomycota, Agaricomycetes, Agaricales, Hydnangiaceae. Gene Ontology annotation, biological process: endoplasmic reticulum unfolded protein response. The transcript is spliced from 5 exons. Gene Ontology annotation, molecular function: ubiquitin-specific protease binding; misfolded protein binding. The coding region runs from base 1 to 717 and encodes 238 amino acids. Gene Ontology annotation, cellular component: endoplasmic reticulum membrane; Hrd1p ubiquitin ligase ERAD-L complex.